Yamadazyma tenuis ATCC 10573 is the source of this 740-nucleotide messenger RNA. RefSeq names its product proteasome core particle subunit beta 1 (gene PRE3). Gene Ontology annotation, molecular function: threonine-type endopeptidase activity. The record is from RefSeq and is a predicted model, not a curated record. Lineage: Eukaryota; Fungi; Ascomycota; Pichiomycetes; Serinales; Debaryomycetaceae. Gene Ontology annotation, cellular component: proteasome core complex.
AGUGGCAACUAACAUGAACGGGAUCUCAGUUGAUAUAAACCACUUGAAAAAAGGCGAAGUGUCGAUGGGUACGUCCAUCAUGGCCGUGCGGUUCAAGGACGGGGUCAUCCUAGGUGCAGACUCGCGAACCACUACCGGCUCCUAUAUCGCCAAUAGAGUCACCGAUAAAUUGACCCAAAUUCACGAUACUAUCUACUGUUGUCGGAGUGGCUCUGCCGCCGACACUCAGGCAGUCGCUGAUAUGGUGAAGUACUACUUACAGAUGUAUGCAUCGCAAUUGCCGGCUGGAGAAAAACCCACCACUGAAGUGGUGGCAAGUGUUUUUCAAGAAGUAUGUUAUAAUAACAAAGACAGCUUGACUGCUGGAAUUAUAUGUGCUGGUUACGAUGAGGAAGUGGGGGGUAGCGUGUAUUCGAUUCCAUUGGGAGGGUCGGUCCACAAACAAGAGUAUGCCAUUGCUGGAAGUGGGUCUGGGUUCGUUUAUGGGUGGUGUAACGAGAACUUCAAGAGUGAUAUGACUAAAGACGAGACAGUUGCAUUUAUCAAGACGGCGUUGAGCGAAGCAAUGAAAUGGGAUGGAUCCAGUGGAGGUGUUGUUCGUAUGGUGGUGUUGACGAAGGCUGGUGUUGAGCGGAUGAUUUUCUAUCCCCACGAAAUCAAGGUCUAGACGUGCAAAUAUAGACUAACAAGUCGGUAGAAGGGCAUAUAUGCUCAUCUUCAUAGCAAAAUAAAUAUAAUCC